CGCUCCUCCUCCCUCCCACAUACUCGGUAGGACCCCUCUCGCCAGCUUCCAUCAGACACUUGCGAGCACAAAGUUGGACGCGGGACGGCGACGACAUGGGCCGGUGGAGCGCGGCGAUCGUGGCCUCGCAGCUUCUGCUACAAAUCUGCACGUACGUGAAAGCCCAGGCGUUAGUGUACGACCUGCUGACCUCGCCCGACUGCCUGCCCGACCUGCUGCAGGGCGGUCUGGUCGCCCAGGGGGCCAACGAGGCCUUCAUCCUGGCCUCCUUCAAACUGCAGCCCAAGACCGGCACCACCGUGUUCGGCCUGUACAACCCGCGGGACAACAGCAAGUACUUUGAGUUCACCGUGAUGGGCAAACUCAACAAAGGGGUUCGCUAA
This is a messenger RNA of Syngnathoides biaculeatus (alligator pipefish), 383 nucleotides long. Its product is annotated as thrombospondin-4-B-like. The record is from RefSeq and is a predicted model, not a curated record. Lineage: Eukaryota; Metazoa; Chordata; Actinopteri; Syngnathiformes; Syngnathidae. Bases 96 to 383 code for a protein of 95 amino acids. The transcript has 3 exons.